GCAACUUCAUCCAACAUGACUUCCUUCUCCAGCAGCAGCUUCACGUCAUCUGUUGGAUCCUGCUCUCGUAUGUCCGUGUCUGGUGGAGGGGGACACCGCAGCGGCAUGUACGGGGGUUCCGGUGUGUCUGGGGUCCACAUCUCCAGGGCCUCCAACAGCUCCUCCGUUGGCGUCCAGGCUGGUGGCAGCUUCAGCCUGACCGAGGCUGUCUGCGUGGACGAGAAUAAGAAGACCGCCAUGCAGACCCUCAACAGCCGGCUGGCCUCCUACCUGGACAAGGUUGGUGCCCUGGAGAUGACCAACACUGACCUGGAGAUGAAGAUCAUUCAGUUCCAGGAGGAAAAAGACACACCUAAGGCUCACAACAGUGCUGGCUUCAAAGCCGUCAUCAACACAGUCCAAGAGCAGAUCUGUGAUUCCACUCGUAUGAAUGGAGGAUUAUACCUGGCUAUUGACAAUGCUAAACUGGCGGCAGACGACUUUAAAGUCAGGUAUGAGAGUGAGUUGGCAAUGAGGCAGUGUGUGGAUGCUGAUAUCGCUGGACUGAGGAGGGUGAGAGAUGAACUGACCAUUGUAGGAUGCAACCUGGAGAUGACGGUCGAGGCCCUGAAGGAGGAUUUGGUCCACUUCAAGAAGGACCACAAAAAGGACCUGAAGGCUCGGCGGGACCAGGUGGGCAAUCAGACUGUGGAAGUGGAGGUGGACGCUGCGCCACAGGGAGACCUUGUCAACGUCAUGGCCAGGAUCCGUGCAGACUACGAGGGCGUCGCCGCAAAGAACCGCCUAGAACUGGAGGGCUGGUUCAAAGACAAGUCAGAAGAAAUCCAGAAAGCUGUCGCCGGCAGUACAGAGGACCUCCAAUCAUCUGGAUCUGAAGUUACUGAGGUUAAACGCAAGGAGCAAAGUCUAGAAAUUGAACUCCAGGCCGAACUCAGCUUGAAAGCAUCGCUGACAGGCACACUGGCUGACACACAGAACCACUACACCAAUAGACUGUCUAGUUACCAGAUGCAGGUGACCAGCAAAGAAGGCCACCUUGGUCAGAUCCGCAGUGACCUGGAGCACCAGGGCCAGGAAUACCGGAUACUGCUGGACAUCAAGACCAGGCUGGAGAUGGAGAUCGGCGAGUACAGGAGGCUUCUGGACGGAGAGGCUAGCAGGCAAGCCAGAUUUCUUUCAGCUGUCCGCAGCAUCAGUUCACACUGA
This is a messenger RNA of Esox lucius (northern pike), 1206 nucleotides long. RefSeq names its product keratin, type I cytoskeletal 50 kDa-like. The transcript is spliced from 6 exons. The coding region runs from base 16 to 1206 and encodes 396 amino acids. Gene Ontology annotation, molecular function: structural molecule activity. Lineage: Eukaryota; Metazoa; Chordata; Actinopteri; Esociformes; Esocidae. The record is from RefSeq and is a predicted model, not a curated record.